CGAUUAUGGAGGGAUGGAGAUUUUUGAAUUCAGAAUAAUUUGACACCAUUUUAAACAGCUGGGUUUAAUGGGUGUGUAUAGGAGUAGCCGAGGGGACAUCUUUAGGUUGGGACAAUUGCUUUCCUUCAAGUGUAUUUUAUACUUGAGCAUCAGUAGGCAUUGUGGUCAGGACUGUGCGUUUUUUACUCUGAUAUUCAAGUUGCUGUAAAGCUGAGUAUGGUGUGAGCACGGAAAACGCUCUAAUGUAGAGCACAGGACUAGAAAACACUGAUAUGUCUAUCGAAGCGCGUGCACAAUCCGUUCCAACACACUCCAUAACGGGAUUUCUGCGCCUUUCUGAGCGUCUGUGACUGCGCAGGGCCGGAGACGGAAUACAGGCGAGGAAGCAGAUCGGGCAGGAAUACGAUGAUCGCGGACAUUCGUAAAGCGAACUCCGUGGCCAGCUGUGUUCGAGCCGAAGCAGCGAUCUACCCAGACUCCCCCGUGUCCUCGGCACCGGAGAACGGCCAGCUUCUCCUCCGCAGCGGCGCGUGCACGAGGGGCACGAGCACGAGCGCAUCCAGCGCCAACGCGGACCGAGGCAGCACGGACAGCGCCUCCGCGGCGGCUCGCGCCAUGACCUCUGGUUGCGAAUUCCCGCCGUCUGCGCCGCCCUUCGUCCCGCGUUCCGCCAAGAACCUCUUCUACAAGGUGCUGUGUUUCGCCUUGCUCGUGCUGCAGGGCGGUAUCCUGGACUUCUACCUCAUAGCGUUCACCGACCUGUACUGGUGCUCAUGGAUAGCCACGGACCUUGUGGUGGUCUCUGGCUGGGCCAUCUUCUUCGUCCGCAACGCUAGGAGCAAGCGCGAGCGAGCGUGUGGCUUCCGUCAAAAGAGCUCGCUCUUCGGCUGUCACCUGGGCGAGUUCGCAUUCGCACACCUCGCGUGGCUCGUCUACGUGAUCGCGUGCGCGCCGAAGGUGGCGCUCGUGCUGCAGACGUCUAUCCUGGAGCUUGUGGCGCGCGAGGUGCCGUUGGGCGCAGCCGGCUUUGAGGCCACCGCGCUUCUCGCAGCGCCGCUGCUCUUCUGCCUCAUUAACUCGCUGGUGGAGGAUCCGCACGGCGCGCCGCGCUACCACUCACAGAGCUGCUUCGUGAACACGUGCGUAGAUGUGCUGGACAGCUUCACGCUCGUAGAUUUGCUGCUCGUGCAAAACGAGAUCCCCAACAACGCGUACCUGAAGUACGGAGUGAUGGCGGCGUACUUCGUGGCGCUGGUUGUGCCGGUGCUUUGGCUCUACGAGCUUUCCGCUGCCUCGCGGAUGCGCUGCCGCUGGAUGUGCGCGCGUUUCCUUAGCGGCGUGCUGCUCGACGCGCCUCUGCUCGCCGUCAGAUGCUUGCUCGUGUUGCUUUACGACAUGCCCGUGUCACUUUUUAUGUUCAAGAACGUCUUUUUCUUGGCGUGCAAGUGCCUGGAGUUGGUGGAGCAGUGCGCCAGCCUGAGGAGUGUGCGCAGACUAGCGCGCGGAGGAGACCCGGCCCAGUUCUCCCACUGCGUCUCGGAGAACGACAUGUGCCCGCGCGGCUACGUUAACACGCUGGCUGUUAACACUCAGCCCUAGAUACUGCUGCUGCUGCUGUGGAACAUAAACUGGGACACGCAUUUACAGUAUAUUCCCAAGAACUCACCAUAUAACCAGCCUUAUCAAACGCCGUCGCAAGACCAACGUCCUCAACAGGUGCUACAACCAAACAAAUCGACGUGCCAGUGGAAAAAAAAGGCAGAAUCUCAAAUGGCCGCUACUCCCUAUGUGGUGUACAAGUGUUUACGUAGAGUAUGAAUUAAUGGCUUUUACACACCCUAAUGCGCCAUAUAGAUGCACAUCACGGUCUGUCUGCAGGUCACAGAAAGGCGUGUAUUUGAGUCCAUUACUAGAAUGGGAGCACCUGUGUGAGUGGGCGUGGCUUUAAGUCAGGAAUCUUGGCAUUGACGUUGUUAGCCAGUUAACCUAACCUGACAGGAUUUCUAAAUCAGGACGUUAAAUCAGUUUCAGGUAAAACUCCACUCUGAAACAACAACAACAACAAUAAUAAUAAUAAUAAUCUAAAAAUAUUUUUGUUGAAAUAUAUCUGACGUGCAAUCUCAAACAAAAGUGAUAACACUUGGAUUUUUAUUGUUAUAACAAAAAGAAAAAGAAAAAGCUUCUUUUCUCAUUCUUUUAAGAUAAAAGUUAAAACAUUUGGAACAUUAUCUACAGAUAAAAAAAAGUCUAAACCAAAUAAAUCAUAAAUCUUUUGCAAUAUAUAUAUUAAAAAAAUACGAUAAUACAGUAAUUCAUUUGUCCUGUAAUUACUGACACUUGCCAAAUAGCUAACAUAAGCUGACCUGACAGGAUUCCUUUAGGGGAAAGCUGCACUGUAAACACUAAUUAGCUAGCUGACAUGCACUCCCUUUACCGGAUCUUUCAGGGGAUUUACUAAUAUUCAUAAAUGUAGAAAUCAUAGUUUUUUACUGCCAAUGCUAGCUAGCUGGCUAACAAGCGUACUGGACAGGAUUUCUGACUGAUGAAAUCAUAAAAUACUCCUUAGUCCUGCAGUGCAUGUCUGUGAGCUUAUGUACAUCUCCAGAGACAUGUCCACUGUUCUGAGAUUUGCAGACAGAUCUACUCUCUAGCCAUGUCACAGAGAUGGUUGAUAUCGGAUGUUUGAUAUUCAGCACAGGAGUCAACGUAGUACAUAUUUUAUGUUUUGUAAUGCCUUUUUUUUUUAAAAUUUGAAUUUCAAUAUCUUUUGACCCUCAUGACAUACAAUUCUAAAACCAACUCUAAAGGGUGUACAGGAUAUUAUAUAUUUAUAUGCACCAUCCACUUUAAUAAUUGAACCUGUACAUCUGUUCAUUUGUUCAUCUGUUCAAGCUGUCCCAUCAGCCAAUCAUGUGGCAGCAGCAGCAAAAUGUAUAAAAAAAAAAAAAACUCAGCUUAAACUCUACAGAAGGUCGUGUGUGAAAAUUCCAGGAGUUUCUGAAAUACUCAAACCAGCUCAUCUGGCACUAACAACCAUGCCACAGUUAAAGACACUGAGAUCAGACUUUUUCUUCAUUCUGAUAUUUGUGAACAUUUAACCAAAGCUCCUGACCUGAAUCUGCAUGAUUUUAAGCAUUGUGCUGCUGGUGUAAAGGUGUUUCUAUUGAAGUGGGUGGUGUGUAUAUACACCAAUCAGGCAUAAUAUUAUGAACACUGAUUAUCUCCUCUUCAUGGCACCUGUUAGUGGGUGGGAUAUAUUAGGCAGCAAGUGAAUAUUUUGUUCUCAAAGUUGAUGUUAGAAGGAUUUGAGUGAGUUUGACAAAGGGCCAAAUUGUGAUGGCUAGACCACUGGAUCAGAGCAUCUCCAAAACUGCAGCUCUUGUGGGGUGUUCCCGGUCUGCAGUGGUCAGCAUCUAUCAAAAGUGGUCCAAGGAAAGAAUAGUGGAGAAUCAGAGACAGGGUUAUGGGCAGCCAAGGCUCAUUAAUGCAUGUGGAUGGUCCGAUCCAACAGACGAGCUACUGUUGCUCAAAUUGCCGAAGAAGUUAAUGCUGUUUCUGAUAGAAAGGUGUCAGAAUACACAGUGCAUGAUGGGUCAGGGCUGUUUUGGCAGCAAAAGGGGGACCAACACAAUAUUAGGCAAGUGGUCAUAAUGUUAUGCCUGAUUAGUGUAUAUGUGUAAGCUUUAUUUAUUCACUUAAAAAUUCUAAGGUAUAGUAUAUGGACAAUGUGUUGUUUGGUUUCCAUUUUACAUGCAAAAUUAGCAGUACAGUAUAUUACAGUAGCUGUGUAUACUUGCCAGAGGCACCAACUACUUCCCUUACCUUAUUUUCUUCAUAAUCCCUCUAAACACACUUAAUGACAGGCUCUAUACACAACAGGAUAGGAUAACUACGCUUAACCAUGUAAACAAGAGUUUGUUCCAUUUUUGUGCUUCAAACAAUAAUAAUAGCUAAAUAGAAACAUCCACACAAGAGUCCACACACUGUUAGACCGGUCUGAGUAAUCAUUUGAGCCACUCAUUUAGAUCUGAGACUGGAACAGAUUUCUAAUCUGGUAUAGAAAUGAGAAAACCUAAAUUUCAAUAUUGCUUGCUUACAAAAAGCUAUUUUAAACUUCAUAUGUCCAAAGUCGUGCAUUUUUGUCAUUCUUUAUAGUUGGUUUUAUCAUUGUAUGUCACAAAAUAUUGAAAUUCCACAAAAUGUAAGAUACAAAAAGAAUAUAAAAUGUGUAUUAUUCUAUUAGUCCAGAGGGUGUGCAUGAUUACUGCCAUCUAACUACAAUCUUUAUACAGUAUUCAAGUAAAGACUUAUCGAUUUCUUCACCUUGUUCAUCAUCAUGAAGCACUUUGAACUUGGUUGCCACUGACUUUUUGGUGUGGAUAUGAAACAUCUAAUAUCAAGCUAAUGUCAUGUCUUUAGCCAAGUCUAAUAGGAAACUAUAUACUCCUUUUUCCACGACUUCACCGGUUGUAAACCCUCUCUGGUGUGUGUUCAUGAUCCCAAUGGUCAUUAGUGAUGCGUGAUUCGUGGUGUUUUUGAUUUGCACUUGUAUUGUGAGGCACUUUAAUGAAACUGUGGAGAAUUUAUGAAUAUCAAUAACGGAAUGUCACAUGUGUGCUGUGGAAAAGCAUAAAAUGCACCUAUUACCGGCACAACACUCCUGACAGGGUAGUAGAUACAGAGUUACGCUAACGCUCAGUAACACAUGUAGCUCUGUCUUUCUGUAUGUGAAAACUUCCUGUUUUUCAUGAGAGUUAAGGCGAAACACUACAGAUGAAUAUGAUUAUUUUUUGUAAAGCAACAAAAAUGCAAUUUGUAAAUGCAGAAAAAUGGAUAAAAACUGUUUUAAAAAUACAUAAUGUGAUUUUUUUGUGUUUUUGCUGUAGUCAUUAUGGCCUAUAAGGUUUAUAAGGCCUUCAUCAAAGUCACAUUAUCAAGUUGCGGGUAAAAUGGCCGUGUAUGGAUAAAAACUGUGAAGUAAACAAAUAAUUAAUACAUUGUAAACUGAUUUCUAUGGCCGAAAUUGUCAUUUCUACCUGUAGUGUCUUGCCUUAAGAGUCAGUUAAGAGGAAGUCCUGCUUUACCAAAACUGCAGAAGAUUUGUAAAGUAUAGAGUGAAGUUAAAAACUUUCAGAGAACCAAUAUGACGCUCAAAACACAGGUCAAAACGGUCAAAAUCUUUGCCUACUGUUACGUAUUAGUAGAAAGGAAAUAAUUUCUCAAUUACCUCUAUUAAUGCUUCUUCACAGACAGGGUAUUUUAUUAAGAAUAUAACACAACAGUUAUGUUAUAAGGAGCUCUUAAACAUUUGAUCAAUUUAGUGUACGAAGGAAAGUGGAAAAUAACUGAACAGCUGGCAGAGACGACUACCUGCUUAAUCUGUGUUUUGGCAGCUGAUCAGAUUUGUCAGCAGGGGUGUAUCUUUGGAUGAACUUAAAAAGUAAAUCCAUGUGUAUAUUCAGCAAAGAAAGUAGGUUGAGCACCUCUCUCUGAUCCGUGGCAGGAAUCUAUAAUAGGAUCACAUGGUUUAAAAAUGGAUCUAAGCAAUGAAUUUAGACAUUAAGUCUGUUAUCAGUGUCAAAACAUACCACAUUUAGGCUCACAGGUACCUGUAAAAAAAAAAAAAAUGGUGUCGGUAAUACGUGCAAUGCAAUUAGUCGUUUAUUUUCGAUACUAAAAAUAUAUACCAUGUAACAGACAUCAUUGAACUAAUGUGAAGUAGACGUCAUCUCCCACCCAGUCAGACACAUUGUCUGUGGAUGUAUUUUAAACGCACUUGUGAAAAAAAAAGGUGUAAAAUGUUAAGUUGUAUAUUUCAAGUGAAAAGCGGUGUGUUCUUUUUAUUCUAAAAUGUCCAUGGAGGAUAUGUAACGGCCGGCGGUUGUAGAAAGAAAUACCGAGUUAAUUGUGUACAGUAUGGGCUUUGGAUGAUUCCUAAUACCUUUGGUCAUAACCACAUACUUAAGAUGGUGUUCACAAAGUGAGGAAAUACGUAGCCCCUCUUUAGACCUCAUAUCCACGAACGAGCGGCCUCGGAGCAGUAGCUGUGUCUCAUUAGUCUCCACGCAGCGCUAGGCUACCUCUCAGCACGACAACACGCUGACAACAUAUUUCAAAAUGUUCGGUUCAUGAUGUACCAGAAUAGGUCAGAGACAGGAAAUAUGAGUAGGUCUGAUGAAAGAAAUGGAAAACCCCAUGUUUUCGAACUCUUUCCAACCUACUCUGAUGCACCGCUUUUAAAAACCGGCUUGACUAGUUUAAUUAGAAAUUAGAUAACAAGCAUUUCAAUAAGGAAGUGUAGAAGUUGGUAUACACAGACGGUGUGGAAACCUUACCUACCGUAGGAGCGGAAAGAAUGUUAAAGGAACGUUGUUAAAUAUGCAGGCCGAAAGUGCAUUAUCAAAAAUGGGAUUUUUUUGUGCCUCACCGUGCAGUGUGAAUAUGUUUAUAAUGCAAAUGUAUUCCAUGUUUGGAUGUGUGUAUGUCAGCAAAAUACUACGCAUGUGAAAUUUUCAUGCCGACUUCUACUUGUGCAUACGCCUUCAGAUGUGCUCCUCUCACAAGUCCCCCUCACAAGAGUCUUUAGGGGUCUUUUUUUUGCACUAAAAAAUUCUGACAUUAUCUUGUUGGAAAAUAAAUCUUCAAAUCUUUACACCUGGGAAAAAGAAGACAGGACCACAAUUUUUGUUUGAUAUGUUUACAGUAAAUUCCAGUAAGAAAGAAA
Molecule: messenger RNA, 6724 nt
Organism: Hemibagrus wyckioides
Lineage: Eukaryota; Metazoa; Chordata; Actinopteri; Siluriformes; Bagridae
Gene: tmem121b
Product: transmembrane protein 121B
Exons: 1
Coding region: 406-1599 (397 amino acids)
Source: RefSeq, a predicted model, not a curated record